Messenger RNA from Penicillium verhagenii, 1614 nucleotides. RefSeq lists its product as uncharacterized. The record is from RefSeq and is a predicted model, not a curated record. Bases 1 to 1614 code for a protein of 537 amino acids. Lineage: Eukaryota; Fungi; Ascomycota; Eurotiomycetes; Eurotiales; Aspergillaceae. The transcript has a single exon.
AUGCAGCCACGCAUGGAUUAUGACGAUGCGGGCUGGGAAAAGAGCGACGAAAUCUGCGAUACUUGGGUGCAUCGGUUUUUCGACACCGAAAUCUCAAGGCCGAUUGGACACUUUAUCCUCCGAUACCACAAGCCAGAUGAAGCCGUCCAAUUCGAGAUAUUGGAAAAGGGCGGAUACAAUAUAUCCCUUCAAAUGACAUAUUUUUCCGGUACCGCUGCGGUCAUCCGUUUUCCCAUGCCUGGUGCCGUCAUGUUUCCGGAAGAAAAAGUUCGAUCUGAGGUCGCCAUUAUGCGGUACCUUUAUGAUCAGACCUCGAUCCCUGUACCAUUUGUUUACCAUUGGGGCCCCAAAGAAAGCUGUCCUUUGGAAGUGGGUCCUUAUAUCAUUAUGGAAUACAUAACGCAUGACUCAAGCAUGUACAAAUUGCUCAAUUUCCCUGGGUGCCCGGUUAGCGAUCGGGGAAGGCUUGACCCUGAUAUCGACGAGAACACUCUUGAAGCUCUAUAUACGGAGAUGGCCAAUGUUCUUUUGCAGUUAUCGAAACCAUCCUUCUCACGGAUAGGCUCUUUGACUCAGAUUGAUGACUUUACCUGGGAAGUGGAAAAUCGUCCCCUGUCGAUGGGCGCCAAUGAACUUGUUCGAGUGGGGUCUCUACCUCAAUCAUGCCUACCAAAGAAAGCAUUUGACUCGACGUCCUCCUACUUCGAAGCUCUUGCGGACCUUCAUAUUGCUCAUCUCAAACACCAGCGAAAUGACGCGAUUGAUUCUGCAGAUGAUUGUCGACGAAAGUUUACUGCCAGACGUCUUUUCCGCAAAUUAGCUCGUGAAAAUAAGCUCACAAAGCGAUGGGCGGCGUUUGACAAAGGUCCCUUCAAGAUCUGGGGUGAUGACUUCCGACCAAGCAACGUUCUUAUGAACAAAAUGAAGAUUGCGAGUAUCGUGGACUUCGAGUUCACAUAUACGGCUCCAAUCGAAUUCCUCUACUCGCCACCUUGGUGGCUCCUCAUCGAGAAGCCCGAGUACUGGCCAGAUGGUCUUGAAGAUUGGACACAAAUCUUUAGUCGCCGCCUUCCGACAUUCCUGAAGGGGAUGAUCAAAUGCGAAGAUGCUGCAAUCAAGAAAGGUCGGCUGACGGAGAACGAACGGCUCUCCACCCCCAUGCAGGAGAGUUGGGAGAGUGGCGAUUUCUGGACUACAUACGCUGCGCGAAACAGUUUUGCCUUUGAUUCAAUAUAUUGGGAGAAGAUUGACCAGCGCUUCUUUGGGCCUGUGGAGAGUACUAGUAUCGAGGAUGCGUGGAAGGAGAGACUUUGUCUUUUGAGUGACGAAGAGAGGGAUGAGAUGGAGCAGCUUGUUAGCCAAAAGCUACAAGAGAUGGAAAGCAGGGUUUUGGCUUGGGAUCCAGAUGAGUACACCAAGUCUCAUAUAGAUAUUGCGAAAACAUAUGCCGCCGAGCAAAGCGGAAAAGAAGCUAAGGAGAGCAAGGAGGGGGGUGAAGUGGACAGUCUUGGGUCGGGCACAGAUGGAGAUGUUGAAAUUGAGAACAUUCAAGGAAAGCUGGAUGACCCUGAUGAUCAGCAGAUAUCUGAGAUGCUGGCACAACUUUCAACUUGA